AUGUCUACCCUCAAUGGUUCAACAAGUCCUUGCUCGAGUAGUAAGGGCUUUCUCUAUGCAUUGCUUAAUAGUUCUUUCUCGUUCUACUUGUUCUCUUACCAAGUGCAUGAGAAGUCUAUUCUCCUUCCGCUUCUGCCUCUUACCCUAUUAGCUUUGGAAGAGCGUCGCUCCAUACUCUGGCUAACACACUUUGCAAUGUUCUCUAUGCUUCCCCUUUUACAUCGGGACAAACUGAUUCUACCGUACAUGGCACUUUAUGCUCUUCAUCCUUGUCUAUUUUGCACCUGGUGGUCCAGGGGGGCGAUGCAACGGAAGCAAGAUUCUCGAUCAUAGCCAAAAGAAGACCAGGA
Molecule: messenger RNA, 350 nt
Organism: Hibiscus syriacus
Lineage: Eukaryota; Viridiplantae; Streptophyta; Magnoliopsida; Malvales; Malvaceae
Product: probable dolichyl pyrophosphate Man9GlcNAc2 alpha-1,3-glucosyltransferase
Exons: 2
Coding region: 1-333 (110 amino acids)
Biological process (GO): protein N-linked glycosylation
Cellular component (GO): endoplasmic reticulum membrane
Molecular function (GO): dolichyl pyrophosphate Man9GlcNAc2 alpha-1,3-glucosyltransferase activity
Source: RefSeq, a predicted model, not a curated record